Molecule: messenger RNA, 1872 nt
Organism: Hordeum vulgare subsp. vulgare (domesticated barley)
Lineage: Eukaryota; Viridiplantae; Streptophyta; Magnoliopsida; Poales; Poaceae
Exons: 2
Coding region: 79-1764 (561 amino acids)
Biological process (GO): response to light stimulus; photosynthesis, light harvesting in photosystem I
Cellular component (GO): chloroplast envelope; plastoglobule; chloroplast thylakoid membrane
Source: RefSeq, a predicted model, not a curated record
UGUCCUCACAAACCAUCUCCACACACUCAAGCCUCAUUCUUGGAGAACACACAGCACACUAUUAGUCUCUGCAGCGCAAUGGCGGCCACCACCAUGUCUCUUUCCUCUUCGUCCUUCGCCGGCAAGGCCCUGAAGAACUUGCCCUCGCCGGCUCUCAUUGGCGAGGCACGUGUGACCAUGCGCAAGACAGCCGCGAAGGCCAAGCAGGUUUCGUCGGGCAGCCCAUGGUACGGCUCUGACCGUGUGCUCUACCUCGGCCCCCUUUCCGGCGAGCCACCAAGCUACUUGACUGGUGAGUUCCCCGGUGACUACGGAUGGGACACCGCCGGGCUCUCGGCUGACCCUGAGACCUUCGCCAAGAACCGGGAGCUCGAGGUGAUUCACUGCCGAUGGGCCAUGCUCGGUGCUCUUGGUUGUGUCUUUCCCGAGUUGCUUGCCCGCAAUGGCGUGAAGUUCGGCGAGGCCGUCUGGUUCAAGGCUGGCUCUCAGAUCUUCAGCGAGGGUGGCCUCGACUACCUUGGCAACCCCAGUCUCGUUCAUGCUCAAAGCAUCCUCGCCAUCUGGGCUUGUCAGGUUGUGCUCAUGGGUGCCGUUGAGGGGUACCGCAUUGCUGGUGGUCCGCUCGGCGAGAUCGUUGACCCACUCUACCCUGGUGGCAGCUUUGACCCGCUUGGCCUGGCCGACGACCCCGAGGCAUUUGCGGAGCUCAAGGUUAAGGAGAUUAAGAAUGGUCGGCUUGCCAUGUUCUCCAUGUUUGGCUUCUUCGUGCAGGCAAUUGUCACUGGCAAGGGCCCAUUGGAGAACCUUGCAGACCACAUUGCCGACCCUGUCAACAACAAUGCGUGGGCAUUCGCCACCAACUUCGUGCCUGGAAAGUACAUCUCCUCUUCUUCUCUAAAGCCAUCUCCACAAUCACACCUCACUUGGAGAACAAACACAUACAGCAGACACAUUAACACUCCAAUGGCGGCCACCACCAUGUCCCUCUCCUCAUCGACAUUCGCCGGAAAGGCGGUGAAGAAUGUCCCAUCAUCGGCUCUCUUUGGUGAGGCCCGCGUCACCAUGCGCAAGACCGCGGCGAAAGCUAAGCAAGUUUCCUCCGGCAGCCCAUGGUACGGAGCUGAUCGUGUGCUCUACCUCGGCCCACUCUCUGGCGAGCCCCCAAGCUACCUCACUGGUGAGUUCCCCGGUGACUACGGGUGGGACACGGCUGGACUCUCUGCUGACCCCGAGACCUUCUCGAAGAACCGCGAGUUGGAGGUGAUCCACUGCCGCUGGGCUAUGCUCGGCGCACUGGGCUGCGUGUUCCCUGAGUUGCUUGCCCGCAAUGGCGUGAAGUUCGGCGAGGCUGUCUGGUUCAAGGCCGGCUCGCAAAUCUUCAGCGAGGGUGGCCUCGACUACCUCGGCAACCCAAGCCUCGUCCAUGCUCAAAGCAUCCUUGCCAUUUGGGCUUGCCAGGUUGUGCUCAUGGGCGCUGUUGAGGGGUACCGUGUUGCCGGCGGCCCACUCGGCGAGAUCGUCGACCCUCUCUACCCGGGCGGAAGCUUUGACCCACUCGGUCUGGCCGAUGACCCUGAAGCAUUCGCCGAGCUCAAGGUGAAGGAGAUCAAGAACGGCCGCCUUGCCAUGUUCUCGAUGUUUGGCUUCUUUGUCCAGGCCAUAGUCACCGGCAAGGGCCCUCUUGAGAACCUCGCUGACCACAUCGUCGACCCCGUCAACAACAACGCCUGGGCAUUUGCCACCAACUUCGUCCCCGGCAAAUAAGGUGUCCUGGAGCUACUCAUGUUGAAGUGUGAGGUUGUGUGGUUUGAUUUGUACUACCAUGAUGUAAAUUAUGAGAAUUCUAUGGAGAAGCAUUGUUAGAUUUGACCA